Parathielavia appendiculata is the source of this 303-nucleotide messenger RNA. RefSeq lists its product as uncharacterized. Lineage: Eukaryota; Fungi; Ascomycota; Sordariomycetes; Sordariales; Chaetomiaceae. The record is from RefSeq and is a predicted model, not a curated record. The transcript is spliced from 2 exons. The annotation marks the transcript as partial.
GUAUUGGCACAACUCCGAACUGGAAUGGCGAGGCUGAACGGCUUCCUGAGCAGGAUUGGAGCGGGCGAGUCAGACCUUUGUCCCUGCCGUCGAGCGAGGGAAACAGUAGAACAUUUUCUGUUGCGAUGCGUGAGCUGGGCAGCUCUGAGAGAAGGCAUGCUGCAAUGCACAGUGACAAGACGAGGGUGCCUCUCGUUCUAUCUAGGAGGGAAAGCACCAUCUGACCCGAAGGAGUGGUCGCCAGACAUCAAAGCAAUCCGGGCAACGAUUAAGUACUACGCCAUGGCGACAGGGAGACUGGAU